Dermochelys coriacea (leatherback sea turtle) is the source of this 5799-nucleotide messenger RNA. RefSeq names its product zinc finger protein 697 (gene ZNF697). The transcript has 2 exons. Lineage: Eukaryota; Metazoa; Chordata; Testudines; Dermochelyidae. Gene Ontology annotation, cellular component: nucleus. Gene Ontology annotation, molecular function: RNA polymerase II cis-regulatory region sequence-specific DNA binding; DNA-binding transcription factor activity, RNA polymerase II-specific. Bases 4230 to 5147 code for a protein of 305 amino acids. The record is from RefSeq and is a predicted model, not a curated record. Gene Ontology annotation, biological process: regulation of transcription by RNA polymerase II; central nervous system development.
GGGCAGAGCCAGGGAGAGCACCCCACUGGCAGAUAGAAACUCGGCACCUAUGUCCUGGGCCCUGCACACCCCCUAGGGACAGCCCUGGUGACAGGGUCAUACAGCAGGAGAGUGACUGAGAAAGGCAUGGAAACCAGAGCUCUCCCAUGUCAACCGGAUGCCUAUCGAAGCUCCGUCUCUUGGUGGGCAAUGCAUCUUGGCCCUGGAUUGGGACCGAGUAUUGCAUGUUGCUUUGUAUGGGCCCCACUUCUAAUAAAUGCAAUAGGGGCCACAGAUUAAGGGUAAUAUUUUAAGAGGGGAUGGAUUGGCAAAUUCUGAGCAUGAGAUGAACUAUCUGCAUUUGGGAUAGAAAACUCAUGGGCUCAGGUAGCAUGAAAGGGAGAUCCCAGGGUCACUUGCCCUGACCAAUAGUCCUCUCUGGCUUGCUUUUAUGCUGCUGGACUUGUACAUAGAGCCAGUGAGCCUCCCAGCCUCCCAUGGUCAUCUUUCUCAGGACUUUUCCUUGGACCUGGCAAGAUUGGUGGGCAUUCCAGGCCACACAGUGGGUGCUUACUGAUGGUGGGUGACUGCAGAGACUAUAUUAGUUACGGGAAUUAAAUUGGUGUUAACAAAAACAAAGUUUUUUAAGCAUUUUGACUCUUAAAAAAAAAUAAACCCUUCCCCAUGUUCAGAUUUCAGUGUCUUGUGAUGCCUACCAGUUUUCCAGUCAUCAAUAAAGUCUUCUACAGUAAACUUGAAUUUCUAAUGUUAAAAAACAAAAAGAACCUCCUCAUGCAUGGUGUGUGUUUUGUUUUUUUAAAAAAACUUUUGAGGCUGUCUUUAUUCAUCAUAAAGAAGCAAACAGAGCUAAUCUUCUUUUCCUUACUGGUCCCCUGUAAUGCAUGUUAAGUGCUUUGUUGGAAGGUGUGAUAUAGAGUAAGUGCAAGCACAGUACAACUCUCAACUAUCAAACCUCGCUCCCCACAGACCCUUUUUUCCUCCAUCACUGAUAACUGCAACCUGCAGAGGGGUGCGGGCAGACCCACUGGUGCCAUGGGGCACCAAACCAGGUCCAGUUCACUCUCUGUAGAAAACAAUUCCUACCACCCUUCUCUGAGACCCAGAAAAGUAUAAUAAGUACUUAUAAUAAGUAUAAUAACUAGAUCUGAUUCUCUACUUCCUCAAACCUUGUGUAGUUAUGUACACUUGUGCAAAAGUCGCUGUAAAAUGCUACCAAAUCAGAAUGGUACCAUUUUACUCCCCCGUGCUUUGCACUGAUGUAGAGACAAGGCAGAGGAAAGUCUAGUCCCUCUAACUUAAGGCCCAAGCUCUUUCUCUUCCCCAUGUCUCUGUCAGUCACCCUUUCGAACAUAUUGAUGAGAGGAGAACCACACUCUCCUUCCUUGUGCUAGGGUUUGGUGGCCUGAAUCUUUCCUCCUAUUUUCACCUUUAAAAUCCCCUCCUCCCCCCCUCCCCCCAGUGAUAUAUAGCAGAUCCUUCACUCCUGUUUAAAUGGAUUACAGCUUGUUCUCCCCAUUUGCCAGACCAAACCAUGGGGACCUUCUGGCUGCCUCAGUUUAGUGCCCGUUGUACUGCCUGGCUGGCCCAGUCUGGUAGAUUACAUGGCAAUUAUGCUAUGGGGCCAGGAAGGAGACAGUAUAUUUUUGUCUUCUCUAUUUUUGGUUUCCAUUUAUUUCCCCUUCCUUAGACUGGCUUUCGAAUAUUUAUAUACAGUGGUUGGUAUUAAAAAUGGAGUCCUGUGUUUUAUUUAGUUAUGCGGAUUUGCUAUAAUUAACCUCUCCCUUUCAAAAGUACUCCACUAACUGAAAUUAUUAUUAGUACCCUGAUACCUUGAUGAAGGACCUGUUAUAAAUAUUUACUAGAUAGAUUAAUAGAUUUUUAGGGCCCAAAGGAUCAAUGUCUCAUCUGGUUCCCUGCAUUACACAGAUCAUACAAUUUCAUCUAAUGAUUCCUGCAUCAAGCCUGUAACUUGGGGCUGAGCUACAGCAUGUCUUUUAGAAAUGGAUAGUCUUGAUUUAAAGGCGUCAAGUGUGAGAGAGUUAGCAAGUGCUUUUUGAGAUCUGUCAGCCAGUUUUAAUCUGUUUAAUGUUACAUUGAUUGUGUAAAAUGCUGACUUUUUAAUCAGACUAUUGUGCAGUAAUAAGUCAAACGCCUGCCAGAGAUCUAAGUAUGUUAUGUCAACACAGUUCUCUUUGUCAUCUAAACUUGUAAUCCCUGCAAAAAACAAUAUCUGGUUUGUUUGGCAAUGUACAUAUUCAGUUUUCCAAAAUGUAGUAAGUCAAGAAGCUCCUUGGCCAAUGUUUUUAAAACUCUGGGGUGCAAAUUAUCUGGUCUUGUAGAUUUUUAAAUAUUUAAUGUUAGAAGAUGGUGUUUAAUGUCCUCAUUGGUUACUGUUGGAAUAGAAAGUGUUUCAUUAUCAGUGUAAGCUGUAAGUGUGUCAACCUGGUUCUUUCCAAAUACGAAACAGAAAAAAUAUUUAUUGAACACUCCAGUCUUUUCUGCCUCCUUGACAGUUUGACCAUAUCCAUCUAGCAACCCUAUACCGAUCCUAGGAUUUUGGGGCUAGGUUCACAGAAGUACUUAGGUGUUACAAUGCCUAACUCAUAUGCUCUGCUGCAUCAUAGAAUUCUCGGCCCCGAGUUAGGCAGCAGGCUCCCUAUACGAUGCAUGGGGAGAGUUAGGCACCAAAGAAGAGGAUUCUCAGAUGCCAGCAAACUGAACAGGAGUGAAAUGCCUAGAUCCUCAAAGGUGUCAAAGUCCUGUUGAUUUGGGUCUUAGUCAUAUGGCUGAUGGGCUGGAGAGAAGCACCUCCCUCUGCUUAGGAUUCUCAGCCAGGAACCCUCCCCACAGUUAGGCUUCUAAACCAGGUCAUUCCUUUCUCUAAUACCCAGAGAGUGAGACACACGCUGACAUUCCCACCUAUUAUGGGAUUUAAACCCAGGCCUCUUAUGUCCUAGGUGAGUGCCCUAACCACCAGGCUAUGAGGUAUUCUGAGGUGGAUCUCUCUCAAUCUAUCUUAUUGGAGCUGUUCCACUUUGUAGAAGUAAAUAUUAAUGGGGACAGGGAGAAAGCAACUCCACUGCCCAGUAACUGUUCAAGUCCUGCCAACUUGUGCAAAUGUAUUGUGAGUAAUGAAUGGGAUUGUGAUUGAAGCCUCUAUUUAGAAUCCAUUGAUAAAGAAUGCAAAUGAAGUUGGGGUCCCGUUGUUCUAGGCGCUGCCUCAGAGAGCUUAUAGUCUAGUGGUGCUAUAUUCUCUACUAAUGCAGCUCUCCUCCCAGUAGAAGGAUUGGGUGAUUUUAAUAUCGAGGGGAAGUGCUUUGCAGCCAACACUCAGGGUGGCCAGUUCAUGUGAAAUUUCUAUGACUUUUAAAACUUUACUUCGUCUUAGCAGCCACGUACAAACCUGCUAGCAGCUGUCUUUCAGCUCAGUAUUUCUGACUAUGGCCACCAGAGGCCUCUGUUGGGAACCAAGCAGGUGGCUUUGGAGCGCAGGUUCCUCCAUGAAGCACCCUGGCUCCCUGAAGAGCUUUUGCCCUGCUCCUUGCUUUGUGAGCAGUGAGAGAGCUGCCAGCUGGCUGGGCAGAAGCAGUAGCUUCCUUGCAGUUUAGUGCAACGCCAGGGAGGGUGGGAUGGAAAAGUGAAAGCAUUGAGGAUGUAUAGGGAUAAAGGAGAGUGACCUUUACCUCCCUCCACCGGCACAAGAAGUGCCCUGUGCUGACCUCACCUUCCCUCUGCUGCAGAACUGUGAGGGACAGGGGCCUUCGGAGGAACGGGACGGGAGAAGGGGCCAGCACCCAGAUCAAGGUAUAUAUAGCAAGUAAUUAGGAAGAGCUCCCCAGGGGAUUCUUAAGGUGAGCAUAGGAGGAUGCUGGGGAGAGUGUCCGUCCUGUCUGUCAGGAGGAAGAGGAGGGUAUUUCUCUCUCACACACACAUGUACGUAUCAGCAAGGUGGUCUUCCUGUUCUGAAAUAUAAAAUCAGAAGACAGAUUGAAAAUUAAAUAUGACAUACCCUACUUCGUUAUAGUACCCUGAGGGUUCAGUCAUAAUCGGGAAUGCUUGAUGGGGGACAUGCAAUGAUUUUUAAGUUAGUCUCAUGAGUUUUUGUUUUUGUUCUUGUUGUGCCCCCUUGGGGGUUGUUAAUAGGAAAUACUUGAUGGCGAUGUAACCAGUGUGAUACUGAUUCUUUUAAUGGCCAUGAGCAGGGUCCCUAAGCCUGCCAUCAUCUCUGGAUGGAACGAGAGGAAGAGCUGUGUGCUCCAAUUCUCCAGGACUCAGAGGAAAGGGAGAUCCUCUUUGGGGCCUCCACAGGAUUGAAUGAGCAUGAGGAGAAGAACCCCCAGGAAGAUGGUCUUGAGAAUGUGGAACAGUAUGGUACAAUAUCAGAGGGGUGUGAAGAGAAUGUUUUCCAGAGCCCUGAUGAGGCCUAUGAGGGCCAGUACAUGUCAGAAACGCAUCAGGGAGAUCUUCCUGGUAAGAUACUGGGUAACUCCGUUCAUCCAGAAAGAGAUUUGGAAGCUCUUCAAGAUAUCAUCAUCCACCAGAGAAUUCCUAUAGGGGAGAGACCCUAUGUAUAUACUGAAUGUGGGGAGGGCUUCAGUCAGAGCUCGAACCUUACACAGCAUGAAAUAACACAGACAGGAGAGAAACCUCAUAAAUGUACUGAAUGUAACAAAAGUUUCAGUUGGCGCUCAGACCUAAUUAAACACCAGAGAACCCACACAGGCGAGAAACCUUACAUAUGUAGUGAAUGUGGGGAAAACUUUAGUGUGAGCUCUCACCUUUUCACUCACAAGAGAACCCACACAGGAGAGAGACCUUUCCAUUGUAAUGAAUGUGGGAAAAGCUUCAGCCGGAACUCUCACCUUAUUAACCACCAAAGAAUCCACACCGGAGAGAAGCCCUUUGAAUGUGCUCAGUGUGGGAAGAGCUUCAGUGAUUUCUCAACACUUACCCAGCACCAGAGAACCCACACGGGUGAGAAACCUUACGUAUGUGUUGAAUGUGGGAAAAGCUUCAUCCAGAGCUCACACCUCGUUAGGCACCGGAGGAUCCACACAGGAGAGAAACCCUAUAAAUGUGCUGAGUGUGGGAAAAGCUUUCGAUACAAGAGUCACCUUGCCCAGCACCAUAAACUCCACAUAGAGUAGAAAGCACAGCCAUGAGAGCCCCUGUCCUGCCCACAGAAACUCAUGCAUAAAUUAUUAUAUGGUGUGAUGAUAUCGAGAAGGAACUACAAAGGGAGUGGGCACAUUCUUAGUGCAAGUAGAUUGUUCUAGGAUGAAUCGGGGGCUCUGAGUGUUGGGAAUGAGUUUGAUGUUGAUAGGAAUCAAUCAUUUGGGGAUCGGGGGGAACAAGGAGAGAAAGGUAGCUGGGGGAGUUGAUCAUUUGGGGUUCAGAGGGCUGGGAGGUGGGAGGAAUUAGGGCACUGAGGGAAUUUGGUGCUAAGGAACAUUGUUUGGAGUACAGCAAAAUAGAGGGUCAAGAGGGGAAAUAUAUUUCUCAUUGUCUUACUAAGAAGUCAAAAAUGAUAAAUUAGGCUCUGAGACAGAUACCUGGCUCAUAAGAUGUCAGAGCCAAAAUCCUGAGAAAUGCUUCACUUACUGAACUGAGGAAGACAAAGUCCCCUUUGUUCUCUCUGGCAAUGUCUCCAGCAAUUGUUUCCUCAUUUUAGAUUAUAUUUAUUUGUAGCUGCUAUUUUAGGAGCUCAGUUAAAUCUGGGCAAAAAUGUCCCAGUUUUCUGUACGUUAUAAUAUCUACUUUUCUGUUGCAUUGUGUCUCCCCCUCUGAAAUAAAACUUUU